CCUAGACUAAUGGUUGAUAUUCCAGUGAAUCUCUCGCUCCGUAGUGGAGUGGGAGGCGUACGUUGGCCUUUUCAUUGGAGCGCCAAGAUCUAAUCACUAGUGCAGCUUUCGCUACAUGACAUAAGAAAGGCCACAUGUAACUGAGGUUUGUAAUCCAAGCAAUAGCCGAACAAGGCUGGUACCGAGCUGUACAAGGGUUGGGGAUGGAUGUGUGACUGAACCUACAGAUAUCGGUCUAAGCCGCUGCUCUAUCGAGAUUGCACACUCGCGCAACACCAUACAUUCGAAUGAAGUAAAGAACCUGUAUACAGCUGUCAGGAAAGCGUGGAAAAGUUGCUUGCAUGCCUGCGACGAUGUCUGGGGAGGACGUGGGCCUGAAACGCGUAGUGUAGCAACCCCCGAUGCCUUCUUGGCGUCGCCCACGAACUUCGACAUUGUCGCAUGUCCUUUCAACCUCCCAUAUCUUCAAGAGUAAUGUAGUCUUAUCGCGAUGUCGUCAAUACCGCGGCGCAUCAUUCUCGUCGCAUCAUCGGUCUCCCUCCUCCUGUUCAUCGCAAUCUCGCUAGCAACAGCCAUCGAAGUACGCGCUCCAUCCACACCUGUCAUACAGAUCAACCUCGCGCAAGCUGCAAGAGUCGGAGAUGGCGACGAUAUCGUCGCGGCGAAAGCGCUGUUGAACGGCACGGAUUUCGACCGCGGCGAUGUGUACAACGGCAGCAGCAUCGUGUCCGGAGCGACGCUGGUCCCCACAACCAUGACCGAAACCCAGGACGGAAUGAUUGGCUUCACACCGGAACCACAAACGAGUGCUGAUUGGAGUGCUGAAGGUGUUUUGGGGCCUAUCGCUACGCCGAAACCAUCCGUCGCGCCUAAGCCUCAACCGCCGACCACUCCACAAAUACCGAUUCUCGCUCUCACAUACUCCGGUGCGGGCGGCCCUAAACACUGCCGUGGCGACCUCCUACAGAAGACGUAUUUUCCACCACCCCUCGAAACGUGGAAGAACGGUACAUGCAUCACUCUUCCAAGCGAAGCGCGAUGUGGCGUGUUCUAUUCGAACAAAGGCGACAACUGCGAGGCGCAACUGUUCAACAUGCCAGACUGCUAUAACACGACACGAUCGUACGUGAACACGGUCGUUUUCAUGCCCGAAGAAAGAGCAGUUGGUGCGCUUUGGAGCAGCAUGUGGGUGCGGUGUGGUGUCGACGUGCCUGAAGCCAAGAUGCUUGAUCCGAGUAUCCUUGGUGGCGCGUUGAAGAAGCCUGGCGGAGGUUGAAGCUAUCACCCAACGUAGAGCUGCGUCAACACUAUGCGCACAGACUCCUCAUAUGGUAUCGAAAGCAAUAGCUGUGUAUAGCCAUCAUAGCCUACGCCUCGUCCAU
Alternaria rosae is the source of this 1382-nucleotide messenger RNA. RefSeq lists its product as uncharacterized. The coding region runs from base 491 to 1276 and encodes 261 amino acids. NCBI's taxonomy places the organism in Eukaryota, Fungi, Ascomycota, Dothideomycetes, Pleosporales, Pleosporaceae. The record is from RefSeq and is a predicted model, not a curated record. The transcript has a single exon.